AUGCAGAAUGACACCGGCGAGUUCUUGGACCUGUACCUGCAGCGGAAAUACUCUGCAGGCAACCGCAUUAUUAGUGCCCAGGACCAUGCAUCCAUCCAGAUGAAUAUGGCCAAGGUUGACAGGGUCAUAGGCCGGUUUAAUGGCCAGUUUAAAAUCUAUGCUAUCUGUGGGGCCAUUCGAAGGAUGGGUGAAUCAGAUGACUCUACUUUUCGAUGGGCUAAGGCCAAUGGAAUUGUCUCAAAUAACUUUUGA
Molecule: messenger RNA, 252 nt
Organism: Onychomys torridus (southern grasshopper mouse)
Lineage: Eukaryota; Metazoa; Chordata; Mammalia; Rodentia; Cricetidae
Product: 40S ribosomal protein S21-like
Exons: 1
Coding region: 1-252 (83 amino acids)
Biological process (GO): endonucleolytic cleavage to generate mature 3'-end of SSU-rRNA from (SSU-rRNA, 5.8S rRNA, LSU-rRNA); endonucleolytic cleavage in ITS1 to separate SSU-rRNA from 5.8S rRNA and LSU-rRNA from tricistronic rRNA transcript (SSU-rRNA, 5.8S rRNA, LSU-rRNA); translation
Cellular component (GO): cytosolic small ribosomal subunit; ribosome
Molecular function (GO): structural constituent of ribosome
Source: RefSeq, a predicted model, not a curated record